UCUCUCGCUCGCUCGCUCGCUCGUGUCAGUAGGCGCUCCGAUUCUGAAGUCUGUAACCCUCUGCAGUCUGCUCCCUCCGCAACCGUUCUCUCUCUACCCCUUGAAGUCGCAGUUCGAGAAUCUGUUGGCGCCGGUGUUCUUGAUUCAGCGGGAAAUCCUUGCGCUAGCGACGAGAUGGGGCAGAUCCAGUACUCCGAGAAGUAUUUCGAUGACACUUACGAGUACAGGCACGUCGUCCUUCCUCCUGAAGUGGCCAAGCUGCUCCCCAAGAAUCGCCUUCUCUCUGAGGUAAUUGAAGAAUUAGGGUUUCCUAUAGCUUGCCUCUUCUGAUUGGGUCCCCCUUGCUGUUUGGAUGUUACGUUGCAGUUGUUAGCUAGGUUAAGAGAGAGCAGCCUUGCUGAUUUAGGUUUGAACCACUCCUAGAUUCGAAAUCCUGGAUUCAAAUCUCAGUUCCGAAGCUAGUAUAGUAUGGCAACUGCUUUAUGUCGUAUGCGUCAAAAUGGACUGGCUAGAAGCAGUAGUAGCGACUCCAGUGAAGUAAAUCUUGAACGAGUGGCGCGCAAUUGGUGUGCAGCAGAGCCGUGGAUGGGUUCACUACGCCAUCCAUCGACCAGAGCCACACAUCAUGCUGUUCAGGAGGCCUCUCAACUAUCAGCAGCAACAGGAGGCUCAAGCCCAGCAGACCAUGGUUGCUUAAACUCAAAGUGCAACUGUGCAUUUCCAAAGUCUGAUGCUGCCAUAUAAUACUACUGAAGCAUUUACAUAGUCCCUCUCUCUCUCUAGUGGUUUAUUCUGUGUAAACCCACCCUAAUGAACUGAGGAUUUCUGGGCUCUUCGUUUUGUCGAACGUCUAGUAGAUGUUCAUGUUCUGUGCCCGUGUGGUUCUACGAUUGUCAUGAAUUUGUGGUCGAAUGCUGAUAUGGGUUUGAGUGCGUAUUUUCAUCCGAGUGUUUACAUUUGUAGUUCUCGAUCUUACGUCUUGUUUGCUUUUCACAGUGUUGGCAUUUGGCAAUUCCAAAUUAUCUGUUGUUUGCAAGA
Messenger RNA from Linum tenue, 1038 nucleotides. The record is from the annotation of a GenBank genome assembly. NCBI's taxonomy places the organism in Eukaryota, Viridiplantae, Streptophyta, Magnoliopsida, Malpighiales, Linaceae.